This is a messenger RNA of Orcinus orca (killer whale), 1584 nucleotides long. RefSeq names its product 3-hydroxyisobutyryl-CoA hydrolase (gene HIBCH). Gene Ontology annotation, molecular function: 3-hydroxyisobutyryl-CoA hydrolase activity. Lineage: Eukaryota; Metazoa; Chordata; Mammalia; Artiodactyla; Delphinidae. The record is from RefSeq and is a predicted model, not a curated record. The transcript is spliced from 15 exons. Gene Ontology annotation, cellular component: mitochondrion. Bases 280 to 1359 code for a protein of 359 amino acids. Gene Ontology annotation, biological process: L-valine catabolic process.
UGGCGGCGCCGGGCGGCGGUGGGCGGGUCUGACGUGUGGCGUGAAGAGCCAAGCGAGCGGGCUGCCGGGUCGGGGUUGUUUUAGGUUCGAGUGGUUUGGCGAUGGGGCUGCGGGAGAUGUGGAGACUCAUGUCGAGCAUGUGGGAUCUUAGCUCCCUGACCAGAAAUUGAACCCACACCCGCUGCUUUGGAAGGUGAAGACUUAACCACUGGACCACCAGGGAAGCCCCCCAGGUUUAAUUCAUCCAAAAGGACUAAUAUCAUACUGCAGCAUUUGAGAAUGUCUAAGCACACAGAUGCAGCAGCAGAAGUCCUAUUGGAAAGAAAAGGUUGUGCAGGAGUGAUAACACUAAACAGACCAAAGUUCCUAAAUGCACUGAAUCUUGGUAUGAUUCGGCAGAUUUAUCCACAGCUGAAGAAGUGGGAACAAGAUCCGGAAACUUUCCUGAUCAUCAUAAAGGGAGCUGUUGGAAAGGCGUUCUGUGCUGGAGGUGAUAUCAGAGUGAUCUCAGAAGCUAGAAAGGCAAAUCAGAAGAUAGCUCAAGAUUUCUUCAGAGAAGAAUAUAUGCUGAACAAUGCUAUUGAUUCUUGCCAGAAACCAUAUAUUGCACUUAUUCAUGGAAUUACAAUGGGUGGGGGAGUUGGUCUCUCAGUUCAUGGGCUAUUCCGAGUGGCUACUGAAAAGUCUCUUUUUGCAAUGCCAGAAACAGCAAUAGGGCUAUUCCCUGAUGUGGGUGGAGGUUAUUUCUUGCCACGUCUUCAAGGAAAACUUGGGUGCUUCCUUGCAUUAACAGGAUUCAGGCUGAAAGGAAGAGAUGUGUAUGCAGCAGGAAUUGCUACACACUUUGUAGAUUCUGAAAAGUUAGGCAUGUUAGAAGAAGAUUUGUUAGCCCUGAAAUCUCCUUCGAAAGAAAAUAUUGCAGAUGUCUUAGAAACUUACCAUGCACAGUCCAAGAUUGAUCAAGACAAGUCUUUUAUACUUGAGGAACACAUGGACAAAAUAAACAGUUGGUUCUCAGCCAAUACUGUGGAACAGAUUAUUGAAAAUUUACAGCAAGAUGGUUCAUCUUUUGCCCUAGAGCAGUUGAAGGUAAUUAAUAAAAUGUCUCCAACAUCCCUAAAGAUCACACUAAGGCAACUCAUGGAGGGGUCUUCCAAGACCUUGCAGGAAGUAUUAACUAUGGAAUAUCGGCUGAGUCAAGCUUGUAUGAGAGGCCAUGACUUUCAUGAAGGUGUUAGGGCAGUUUUAAUAGAUAAAGACCAGAGUCCGAAGUGGAAACCAGCUGAUCUAAAAGAAGUUACUGAUGAAGCGUUGAAUAAUCACUUCAAAUCUCUGGGAAGUAAUGAUUUGAAAUUUUGAAGAGACUGGAUUUUUAAAGUAUUAUUUUGGAGCAGAGUUGGCAAACUAUGGCACAUGGGCCAAAGCCAACCUGCUGCCUUUUUUUUUUUUCAUAUAUCCCUCAGCUAAGAAUGGUUUCUGCAUUUUUAAAUGGUUGGAGAAAGAAAUCAAAGACCAAUAUUGUGUGGCAUGUGAAAAUUACAUGAAAUUCAAAUUUCAUUGUCCAUAAAUAAAACUUUAUGGGAA